AUGUUAUUUCAAAGAAGUUUCCUUGUGAUACCUCUUAUCCCUUUCCUAGCCUCAGCGGCCACUGCAUCUAGUACCAACACGACUACCGCUACACCCAGUAUCAACACUACCGCCAUUUCUUCAACCAGCUCCAGCACUACGAGCACAUCCGAAGCAACCGAUACCAACAACACUAGAUCGGUAAGAUUACAAUUGAAUUACAAUACAACCAAGUGCCUAUCGGCAAUAAUGGAUUCGGAAGGGUACGCUCAACCUGAACUGACAUUCGUGCAAAAUUGUACAUACUCUACUGUAUGGGUUGUACCGUCCAAUUUUGAGGAACAGCCUGGAGAAGUAGUCUGUGGAGAAUGUAAUGAUCUGCCGAUAUUGGAUGGUGGGAAAUAUGGGAAUCAAACUAAUGCGACUGUCUUGGCUAUGCCUGAUGAACAACGUUUGGGGCAGAAAUGGAUGAUGGAUGCAGAUCAUCGAAUAUCCCUUCGACCACCUACCGAUCCCACCAAAGCUACAUUGUGCCUCGGCGAGACUAUCGAUGAUAAAGGUGGAUCAAAGAUCAAUCAGAUUUGGAAUCUGAUUGAUGUGGAAGAACAUGAAUGA
This is a messenger RNA of Kwoniella botswanensis, 594 nucleotides long. RefSeq lists its product as uncharacterized. Bases 1 to 594 code for a protein of 197 amino acids. Lineage: Eukaryota; Fungi; Basidiomycota; Tremellomycetes; Tremellales; Cryptococcaceae. The transcript is spliced from 4 exons. The record is from RefSeq and is a predicted model, not a curated record.